This is a messenger RNA of Eruca vesicaria subsp. sativa (arugula), 1035 nucleotides long. The record is from the annotation of a GenBank genome assembly. Lineage: Eukaryota; Viridiplantae; Streptophyta; Magnoliopsida; Brassicales; Brassicaceae.
AUGGAGUCAGGACUAAGCGAGAUAGGGAGCACGAAGAUGUUCGAAGGAUACAACAAAAGAUACAAACAUUACAGUGAGACACUUGGCUGUUCCAUGACUUUCUCCAUCUACUUCCCUCCUUCUUCCUCCUCCUCUUCCCACAGAUCCCCUGUGCUUUACUGGCUUUCUGGGCUAACCUGCACAGACGAGAACUUCAUCAUCAAGUCUGGGGCUCAACGUGCUGCUUCUACUCACGGCAUUGCUCUUGUUUCUCCAGAUACUUCUCCAAGAGGACUUAAUGUUGAAGGUGAAGCAGACAGUUACGACUUCGGUGUAGUAGGAGCUGGAUUCUACCUGAAUGCUACUCAGGAGAAGUGGAAGAACUGGCGUAUGUAUGACUAUGUUGUCAAAGAGUUGCCUAAACUCCUGAGUGACAACUUUUCUCAGCUUGACACAACAAGAGCAUCUAUCUCUGGACAUUCCAUGGGUGGACAUGGUGCUCUUACUAUUUACCUCAAGAACCUCGAUAAGUAUAAGUCUGUGUCUGCGUUUGCACCAAUUGCCAAUCCCAUAAAUUGCCCAUGGGGACAGAAAGCAUUUACCAACUAUCUAGGUGACAACAAGGCUGCUUGGGAGGAAUACGAUGCUACUUGUCUUAUUUCAAAGUUCAACAAUCUCUCUGCCACAAUUCUAAUUGAUCAGGGAGAAAACGACCAGUUCUACCCUGAUCAGUUAUUGCCCAGCAAGUUUGAAGAAGCGUGCAAGAAAGUGAAUGCGCCGCUCUUAGUGCGUCUUCAGCCAGGAUACGACCACUCCUACUACUUUAUUGCCACUUUCAUCGAAGACCACAUCAGUCACCAUGCUCAAGCUCUUGAGUUGUAGCUCACUCCAGUUGCUAAGCAUCAUCCAGCUUUACCUUUGUCCAAAUAUUAGUUAUCAAUAAAGCAAAAGUGGACUUGUAAUGUUUUGUGUUCAGUGACUGCUCAGUGUGGUGUGUUAUGUCUACGAUGAUAUAAUAAAUCAAAACCUUUAAUGAACAAAACUUCUUCAACCAAU